AUGGGCUGGCUGCGGGGUGAAUCCGACCAGCGCCCCGCCUCCCCCGCAGAUUCGGAGGAGCCGCUGCUCAACGACACCGACCACGAUCACAGCCGUCGCUCGAGCCAGGACGAAGAGAUACAGAGACCUCACAAAACCACCUCCUUCUCACGGGCUCAGACUGUAACCCUCUCCAUCCUCCUCACGACGAGCAUCACGACGGUCUCUGUCCUCAUCUACCUACUAGCAACCCACAAGCUCCCCCCGCAACCGAACCGACCGACAAACCGCCCGCACCAUCAGAACAAAGCACUCAUCAAAAACGUCGUCGUCCUCGUUCAGGAGAACCUCUCCUUCGACACUCUCGCGGGCGGUCUUACUUAUAACCCUGACAUCAAUAAUAUCGCCAACCUCCCUCUCAAUGAACGCUUCUGCAAUCCCUCGAACAUCACCGAUCCCUCCUCCCCGCUCGUCUGCGCACAGCCCCUCGCAAAGAACAUCGCCGCAGAUGACCCCGACCACAGCAUCGCCGGCGGCAACUUCCAAGUCUAUGGAACAGACCACCCCGACCCCUCGAUCCACAAGCCAACAAUGCAGGGUUUCGUGAGCGAGCAGAUCCGCGCGUACGGGAUAAACGGGGACCUGAACCGGGCCGCGGAGGUGAUAAAUUACUACAAGCCCGAACACAUCCCUGUCUUCGCCACGCUCGCGGAGAAUUACCUCCUCUUUGACCGGUGGUUCGCGGCCGUCCCGGGCCCUACGAAUCCGAACCGCGCGUACCUGACGUCCGGGACCUCGCACGGCCACGGCUGGAAUGACCCGUCCUUCGACCACUCGUCGCUCCCACAGACUUCGGUCUUCCAGCAACUCACAGAGGCAAAUAUUAGCUGGAUCAACUACUCGAAUGCAACGGGGUUCGCACCAGACGCGCUCUUCUACACCUGGACCGCGAACUCCGAACAAGCCCGCAACGCCAUCAAACCAAUCGACCAGUUCUACACCGACGCCGCAGCCGGAACUCUGCCCCAGUUCACCUGGAUAAACCCCGAGUGCUGCAGCUACACCUCCUUCCACCCGCCCUCUCCGACAGAUCUCGGCGAGGGCUUCGUGAAGAGUAUCUACGAGGCGAUCCGGAAUUCCCCGCAGUGGAACGAGACGCUUUUCAUACUUACGUUUGAUGAACAUGGUGGCUUUGCGGACCAUGUCGCACCUCCGGAGAAUGUUCCGCCUGGAGAUGACAUCCCAUACACGGAGGUUGCGAGGGAUGGUCACCCUACGACGUUUCACUUUGAUAGGCUUGGGAUUAGGGUUCCCACGAUUCUGAUCUCGCCGUGGGUUGAGAAGGGGGGCGUUGUGCAUGCUCCUGCUUUAAAGAAGGAGAAGGGGGAGUAUACACAUACGUCCAUACUCAAGUAUGUCUCUGAACUUUGGGGUCUGAAGAUCCUGACCCCGCGAGUUGAGUGGUCGGCGAGCUUCGGAGAUCUCAUUUUGAAGAAGCCAAGGGCCGAUACUCCCGCUCGAUUGCCUGAGCCUGUUAUCUUCUAA
Messenger RNA from Aspergillus mulundensis, 1524 nucleotides. Its product is annotated as putative phosphatidylglycerol specific phospholipase. NCBI's taxonomy places the organism in Eukaryota, Fungi, Ascomycota, Eurotiomycetes, Eurotiales, Aspergillaceae. The transcript has a single exon. The coding region runs from base 1 to 1524 and encodes 507 amino acids. The record is from RefSeq and is a predicted model, not a curated record. Gene Ontology annotation, biological process: phospholipid catabolic process. Gene Ontology annotation, molecular function: hydrolase activity, acting on ester bonds.